Molecule: messenger RNA, 1309 nt
Organism: Callorhinus ursinus (northern fur seal)
Lineage: Eukaryota; Metazoa; Chordata; Mammalia; Carnivora; Otariidae
Product: serine protease 58-like
Biological process (GO): proteolysis
Cellular component (GO): secretory granule
Molecular function (GO): serine-type endopeptidase activity
Source: RefSeq, a predicted model, not a curated record
UGCAACUACCAUCAUAUAAAUGAUCUUGGACUAGUCUGUUGAAUGAUGAUAGACACAUGGCCUAGUUAUCCUCAUCACUCUAGCUGACAACAAGCCAACCACUGGACAUGUUUGUGGGACCAUUGACUGCCAGCUGCGUCAGUGAGCCCUGCUGAGACCAUCCCAAAUUGUCAGCCUACAGAAUUAUGACCAAAUAAUUGACUACCAUUUUAAACCACUAAGUUGUGAGGAAAUUUGCCAGCAAAAGCCAACUGAUACAUUCUACUUGUUAUCCCUUUGACUCCAUUCUGAGGGAACCCCAUGCCGAGCCCUGUCUGUCUCUAUGUGGCUCUGCAAAGUUUCAGGGAGAGGAGAUCAGGCUUGUUGGUAGUUCACUCCCUUCCCAGGUCUUCUUACUUCAAGAAGGCAUGGAGAUCACAGACAUGAAACACCUCUUUCUAGUCUUCAGCAUUCUGACAGUGACUGUAGUAACAACAAUAACUGUAAAACCAACACCGAUACAAGUAAAAUUAGCCCAGCAGUUCAAUCAGAUGGACAUCAAAACUGUACCAACCUUUUUGGUUUUCCUGAACUCAGAAUAUAAGUCUUGUUUGGGGACCCUGAUCCACAAACAGUGGGUUCUCACUGCAGCCCACUGCUUCUUGCCAUUUCUUGAGAUAAACAUUGCUGCUUCAAAAGAGAGUUUCCAAAACAAGAUUGGAAACUUAAGACCCAUGCUUACUGUCCAACACCCAGAUUUUACCCGGGAUUCUGCUGAGCAUGACCUCAUGCUUAUCAAGCUGAAUCAUCCCCAAAAGCUCAACGAUCAGGUGAAGCUGGUGGUUCUGCCCAAUACCACAGAUGACAGAAGAGGGGAAAAGUGCACAGUCUCUGGCUGGGGCUGGGAAUGGAAGAAUUCCAACACAGAGCCUGAUAUCCAGCUAAACCAGACUGUCUUUUGGUUCUCUAAUGAUGACUGCCAAGAGACUCCAGUAGGACAAAUUCCUGUUAAAAUCACAGAGAACAUGUUCUGUGCAGGAUCAUCUCUGGAGAACACACACACAUGUAAGGAAUUACCUGCUGCCCCAAUCCUGUGCCAGAAUCAGCUCCACGGGAUCCUAUCUUGGUCAGCAGGAUGUAUUCUGAGAGGUGAUAUUGGCUACUACACCAGGGUUUCCCACUAUACAGACUGGAUCUGCAAAGUCAUCCACAAUAACUGAGCUCUCUCUAGUCCCUCUCCCAGGGCCUCAGAACUGGGUCUACCAUCUUAACCCUUCCUUUCCCUCGAGCCUCAGAACAAGAUGGGAAUAGCGUCUUUGGCUAUCAGAAA